AGGGAAGUCGCUGUCGUCCGAGUCGGAGCCAGCGCCAGACGCCGCCGAGACCCUCAGCCUCGCCGCCGCCGCCGUCCCUCGCCAUGCCGUCGGAGAAGACCUUCAAGCAGCGCCGUACCUUCGAACAAAGAGUGGAAGAUGUCCGACUUAUCCGAGAGCAGCAUCCUACCAAAAUCCCGGUGAUAAUAGAAAGAUACAAGGGAGAGAAGCAGCUUCCUGUCCUGGAUAAAACCAAGUUCCUUGUGCCGGAUCACGUCAACAUGAGUGAACUCAUCAAAAUAAUCAGAAGGCGCUUACAGCUGAAUGCCAACCAAGCCUUCUUCCUAUUGGUGAACGGACACAGCAUGGUGAGCGUCUCUACACCCAUUUCUGAAGUGUAUGAAAGUGAAAAGGACGAAGAUGGAUUCCUGUAUAUGGUAUAUGCCUCUCAGGAGACGUUUGGAAUGAAAUCCACCGUGUAAGGCUAGCAAAACACAUCUAUUCUAGAAUUUUUAAACCCUUAUUGAGGGAAAAAAAGGGAUGUUACCAACUGAGAUUGAUCAGUUCAUCUAAUCACAGGUCAUCAAAGCAGUAGUGUUCCCACUUAGGACUUUUAGGGAGUUGUUUUUGUAUUUUCAAGCAGCAAAACUGAGCUCCAAAUGAGCGCACUCAGCUUCAGAAAACUUUUAUUAUUUAACCUAGGCUAUCUUGUUUUCAAAUUUUAGAAGUUUACAAAUAAAAUACUUUGCAUUUUAAGUUGCCAAUAAAAUAGAUCUUGGAGUUAUUACAAUGCUCUUUUCCCCAGUAGGAACAUGCAAUCUGAGCAGUAAUUUAAAGUCCUUCAGAGAGACACUCAGUCUUCUCUUGAGGUUCAGAGAGUCUGCAGACUUUUUACAGAAGGCUUUCUACUCCAUUAGAGAAAUCUCCACAAGAGUAUCUUCAAACACAUCAGUUGUCAAGCAUAGCGCCCCCAAAACUCAUUUGCCAUAGUAGGUGGCACAAAGUGGGGUAAAUUAAAAACACACCUCUGGCUCCGAGCUGCUGUCCAAGCUUCCUGAUUCCUUAUAGGAAGAAUAGCAAAAGUCAACUCUUUUCCAGUGUUACAAAGUUUAAUAAACACCAAGCUGUUUGUUUUGGUUUGUUCUCUAGACAGUUACACAUAGAAAAACACCACAGCUUAAUAGGAAUCUUGAAUAAUUUAUAAUUUUGUUCUAGCCCCAGAGGAGAAAGGAAUGGUAUUUUUUUCUAUUUUAGGUUUUUUCCAAUCUGAGAACUCAAACCAGUAAUGGUUUGGUAAAUACGCAGUUAUAUCAAUUCCAUUCUUUAGGACAGUGGUAGAAACUAUAUAGAAUGCUAAAAUGUGAAAGCAUUAUAAUUCAGAUGCACCCCUCCCCACCAAGCUUAAGUCCAUGUUAUAUGUUAACUGUGACUAAAAUGUCAUUAAAAAUUCUCACAUUUUUAAGAGUAUUUCAGUGAUCACCAUUACGUGAAACCACCAAGAUCCCCCCGUUCUAAGUGCAUGUCAGUUGUGAGGAAAAUGUAGCAAAAGGAGACAUAAGCUCUUCACAAAUGACAGGAGUUAUGUAUCGUUGGAGUUCACCUGAGAACAAAUGACUUGAUGCCUCCUGCUCCUUGCAUGGGUUUACUACUUACUGGCUUCAUGGGAGCAUCCUUGAAAGUCAGUCCCUGUAGACUGUGUGGCAGGUCUCAGUUUAUCCUUGUGUAUGUAGGUGUGUGGGAUCCCUGUCAGUAACCGUCACUCUGCCGGAGGGGAAGCAAAAUUUCCCUAUGGGCGCUCUCCCUGCCGCUAACGGAGCUCCACUUCCCUUGACCUUCUCCUGCAUGCGGCUGUCCACAGUGCCCACUUCUAAUAUGUGUAUUUUUGCCACAUUAUGUAAAUUCUUAACCAGCUUGUCUUGUUUUGAUUGUAUACAUCGUUAUAUCUGACAUUCUUGUAACUACUGUGUGAUAGAUAAGAUUCCUAUAAGCAACUGUUCGGAAAAAAAAAGAAACCAUGCCCAGAGGGGUGAUUUGUGACAUCAGCAGGUGGUCAUUUUUGUUUAUAGGAUCUUUGAAACAUUUUUAAUGAACUAAGGUGAAUAAAGGCACAACGAAAAACUCAUCAAA
Loxodonta africana (African savanna elephant) is the source of this 2106-nucleotide messenger RNA. RefSeq names its product microtubule-associated proteins 1A/1B light chain 3B. The record is from RefSeq and is a predicted model, not a curated record. The transcript has a single exon. Gene Ontology annotation, cellular component: autophagosome; cytosol; autophagosome membrane. Gene Ontology annotation, biological process: macroautophagy; cellular response to nitrogen starvation; autophagosome assembly. NCBI's taxonomy places the organism in Eukaryota, Metazoa, Chordata, Mammalia, Proboscidea, Elephantidae. The coding region runs from base 84 to 461 and encodes 125 amino acids. Gene Ontology annotation, molecular function: ubiquitin protein ligase binding; microtubule binding.